GGCAUGCGUUACAAUGUGGUUUGCUCUUUGAUCUAUUACAAGCGUUUACCUUCUUUAUGAUUUGAGUAGUAGAAAUUUCGAUUUAAACGAGAGGACUUGAACGUAUCACCAAGGGUCGUCACAAAUAAGGCUAUUUUUUUAGCUUAUGCUAGCUUGUUUUUGUUGCCCACGGAAACCUAAUGGCUUCAUUUAACUGGAAGAGGAAAGUUGGUGAGAAGGUGUCAAAGUCAGUUUUGCAGCAAUUCGAGGCCGAGGCAGAGAAGACCGAAGACAGCAGACCAGGUCAAGUUGAGGAAGCGGAGGAUGUGGACUGGCUGCAUGUUAUUAAGCGGCGACGGGAGGUCCUGCUGGAGGACUGUGCUGCCAAGAGCAAGAGACUGAAGGAAGAGGGUGCUCUUCUGGCAGAAGAAGGCAGGCACUGGGAGGCCAUUAAGAAGUGGGAUGAAGCCAUUCAGCUAACUCCAGACAACCCACUACUGUAUGAGAUGAAGUCUCAGGUGUUGACCAUCCUGCAGGAAGUGUUCCCAGCAGUGAAGGCUGCGGAGAUGGCAGUCAAGUUCCGCCCCCUGUGGUGGGAGGGCUGGCAGACACUAGGCCGAGCACAGCUCAACCUUGGUGAGGUGGAUUUGGCUGUGAGGUCUUUCCAGGUUGCAAUCCACCUGUGCCCAUCGGAGCGUCCGCUGUGGCAAGAAGACCUGGCAUGGGCGCUGAGUUUACAGAAGCAAAAUCUAGCAACCAAGGAGAAGACUCAGCAAGAGGAGGAAACCAAAAAACAGAUCCUCAAUGCCCCCGAGCUCGAGCAGGACUAUGACUUUGAAUCUGACGAGGUGCUGGCCGCCUGCGUGGCAGUAGCUGAGCGACAGACACGGUAUGAGGAGCUGAAGAGGUCAGCGGUGGUUGUAGAUUCAGAGGGAAAUGUACAAAAUGUACACAGUGGGGACGGAGGAUCAGAGGACACAGCCGCACCAUCAAAGGAAACGUUUGUCAAAGCGAGAGGACUUUAAACUGGUCUCAGCAUGAGUCCGUCAUCCUGGUUCCAUCUUUCUUUCCUUUUUUUUUUGAGGACUGAAUUGGAUUAUUUCUGAAACUGCUCUGAGUGCAUGAAGCCAUUACAUAGAUGGGCAACAUGAGAAGCGAAAAAUUCUUGUGAAGGGGUAUGCAGCAAAUUUUAGACAACGGCGCUUUGCUGUUUUCCAUUUUCCAUUUCACUGUGUUAAAAUGGAUGUCAAGUGUUUACAUGCACACGCAAAGGAUUGAAGACAUUUAAACAUCUAUCCAUCACCAAAAGGGAGGCAUCUACUCACAUGUCGCAAAACAUGCUACUAAUGCCAAGCUACAAACUUAAACAUCUGUUUCAUCUUAAUGUGGACAUUUAUUAUAGAAUUACACAGCAGAGUGUUUCUUUGGAGUAGCCCAGAAACAGCUAAUGUACUCUGUGGUUACAUCAGAAUCUACUUUCCGAUGCUCUAAAAUAACAGACGUCCACUUGAGCUGUCUCCAGCAUUUAAAGAAAAAUAAAAACAGGAUUUAAAACAGUGCCUGCUUGAAAUUGGCAGCUUUUUCAUUUUGUGGUGAUAGCCUAAAAUCAAUAAAACUUCUGGAUGAAGGCCUUUAUCAAGCAAGCUGCAUCUAAUCAGAUGGCUGGAUGUUAACUACCUGUGAGGAGUCGGUGGCUAUAACUGUAUUGUCGACCAUACUGCUCCAAAAGAGCAGACUGCUGACGCUUGACAAAUAAUCUGUGUGUGAAUAAAUAGUUACGUGUGA
This is a messenger RNA of Solea solea (common sole), 1764 nucleotides long. It is a transcript of the gene ttc33, whose product is annotated as tetratricopeptide repeat domain 33. Lineage: Eukaryota; Metazoa; Chordata; Actinopteri; Pleuronectiformes; Soleidae. The transcript has 5 exons. Gene Ontology annotation, molecular function: protein binding. The record is from RefSeq and is a predicted model, not a curated record. Bases 180 to 1004 code for a protein of 274 amino acids.